Triticum turgidum subsp. durum (durum wheat) is the source of this 2334-nucleotide messenger RNA. The record is from the annotation of a GenBank genome assembly. NCBI's taxonomy places the organism in Eukaryota, Viridiplantae, Streptophyta, Magnoliopsida, Poales, Poaceae.
AUGUCACUAGAAGUUGAGAAACCACUGUGCAACGAGAUGACCAAACGGCUUGAGCGCCAAGACUCACUUAUUGGUGAUGCAGAGAAGGUCUCUAAUAUCAAAGGCCAUGGCUCCGAGGGAAACUGGACACAAGUACUGCAUCUUGCAUUUCAGAGCAUCGGCAUCAUUUAUGGGGAUGUUGGGACAUCGCCGCUCUAUUGUUACUCGAGCACCUUCCCUAACGGCGUCAAAGACAAGGAUGAUAUCUUGGGUGUCCUCUCGCUCAUCCUAUACACCCUCAUCCUUUUACCGAUGAUCAAGUAUGUCUUCAUCGUGCUCUAUGCAGAUGACAACGGAGAUGGUGGCACAUUUGCGCUCUACUCACUUAUAUCGCGGUAUUCAAAGAUAAGGCUGAUCCCAAACCAGCAGGCAGAGGAUUCAAUGGUGUCGAAUUACAGCAUAGAAUCACCAAGCUUAUCGCUGAAGAGGGCACAAUGGUUGAAGGAGAAGCUUGAGUCCAGCAAGGCAGCCAAGAUUGGCCUCUUCACCAUCACAAUCCUUGGCACAUCCAUGGUGAUGGGUGAUGGGACCUUGACACCAGCGAUUUCUGGUAGCAAAAUGCUCUCUGCAGUGAGCGGGAUCAAAGAGAAAGUGCCAAGUUUAACUGAAACACAGAUAGUCUGGAUCUCGGUGCCUAUUCUGUUCAUGCUCUUUUCAGUCCAGCGUUUUGGGACAGAUAAGGUCGGGUACUCCUUUGCUCCGAUCAUCUCGGUGUGGUUCGUUCUUAUUGCUGGCAUUGGAAUAUAUAACAUCAUAGUGUAUGAGAUCACUAUUCUCCGAGCCUUCAAUCCUAUGCACAUACUAUAUUACUUCGGAAGAAAUGGGAAGGAAGCAUGGAUUUCACUAGGAGGUGCUAUCUUGUGUGUUACAGGUACAGAGGGUAUGUAUGCGGACCUAGGGCAUUUCAAUAUCACGGCCAUUCAGAUAAGCUUUAGUGGUGUCUUGUUCCCUUCGGUGGCACUAUGUUACAUGGGGCAAGCAGCAUAUCUGAGGAAAUUCCCAGAGAAUGUUGCAGACACCUUCUACAGAUCUCUCCCAGCACCAAUGUUCUGGCCAACCUUCACCGUUGCCAUUCUUUCGGCUAUAAUUGCAAGCCAAGCUAUGCUCUCUGGCGCAUUCGCUAUCCUGUCCAAGGCCCUAUCUCUUGGUUGCUUCCCGAGGGUUCGGGUUAUCCAUACCUCCAAGCAUCACCAGGGGCAGGUGUACAUUCCUGAAGUGAAUUUUCUGAUGGGACUGGCUAGUGUUAUAAUCACGAUCACCUUCAGAACUACCACCGAAAUCGGGAAUGCUUAUGGGAUCUGUGUCGUGACCGUCUUCUCAAUCACCACCCAUUUGAUGACUAUCGUGAUGUUGCUCGUGUGGAAGAAAAACAUCAUCUUCAUCUUGUUGUUUUACGUUGUGUUUAGUUCCAUAGAGUGGAUCUACCUGUCUUCAAUACUGUCAAAGUUCAUCCAGGGCGGGUACCUGCCAUUCUGCUUCGCGCUUGUCCUGAUGGCCCUAAUGGUAACAUGGCACUAUGUGCAUGUCAUGAAGUACUGGUACGAGCUUGACCACAUCGUCCCCAUUGAUGAGGUGACGGCACUGCUUGAGAAGCAUAAUGUGCAGCGGAUCCCUGGGGUGGGCAUCUUGUACUCGGAGCUGGUGCAAGGUAUUCCCCCGGUGUUCCUGCGGUUGGUGGAGAAAAUUCCAUCUGUGCACUCUAUCUUUUUGUUCAUGUCGAUCAAGCACCUACCCAUCCCUCAUGUGGCACCUGCGGAGCGGUUCGUCUUCCGGCAGGUUGGUCCAAGGGAGCAUCGGAUGUUCCGGUGUGUCGCACGGUAUGGUUACAGUGAUGGGGUAGAGGAUUCAGGACAGUUCGCCAGGUUCCUAGCGGAGAGGUUGAAGAUGUUCAUCGAAGAUGAGAAUGCAUUUGCAGUGGAGAAACCAGAAAAAGAGGAUACUGACUCUCCAAGCGGGGUUUCGGAAGGUCAGACGAAGCCUAGGAAGUCCGCACGAUCUGUACACAGCGAGGAGGUGAUAGAGCCGCCAAUGAGCAACCAUGUAGGGAGGAUUAGUUCCUAUUCUCUUCAGAAGAUUGAGGAGGAGAAGCAGCUGAUUGACGCAGAGAUGAAGCGAGGGGUGGUUUAUCUGAUGGGGUCAGCCAAUGUGAUAGCAGGACCUGAAUCACCCACCUUGAAGGUGGUCGUGGUAGACUAUGUGUAUUCAUUCUUGAGAAGGAACUUGGCAGAGGGUCACAAAGUGUUGUCCAUUCCUAAAGAUCAGCUGCUCAAAGUUGGGAUCACAUAUGAGAUAUAG